AUGUCUACUGCUAGUUCUGGAAAGCUCAGGAUGCCAAGCCUCAAGUCUAUAUGCCACCGAGACGUUAUGCUCCCCAAUCCCCAGCUCCACUCCCAGAUGCUGCUAUUCUUCAGGAGGAUGAAUCCUAAAGACUUUGCUAGGACUACUGACCCAUUUGUUGCUGAAGUAUGUAUUCGAUCUUUAGAAGUAAUCUUCCGAUACAUGAACAUGGCUGACACUGACAGGGUUCGAUGUGCCAUCUAUCUGCUGAAGGAUGAUGCUUCCCUAUGUUGGGAGGGAGCUGAAAGAGGGGUUAAUCUAAAUACCUUGACCUGGGAGGAGUUCAAGAGGAUCUUCUACGAGAAGUACUUCACUGUGGAUGUGAGAUCGAGGCUGAAGAGGGAAUUCAUAAGUCUUCGACAGGGAGACCUGUCCGUCGCUGAGUUCGUCAAGAAGUUCGAUAGGGGAUGCCAUUUUGCACCCUUGAUUGCAAAUAAUGCUACUGAAAAAUUGAGGCAUUUUCUAGAUGGUCUCAGGCCUACCAUCCGCCGGGACGUUCUACUGGCAGACCCGACUGAAUAUAAUGAUCGGUCACUAGAGUCUAUAGAGCCGAGCAGUCCUUGA
This is a messenger RNA of Zingiber officinale, 603 nucleotides long. RefSeq lists its product as uncharacterized. The transcript is spliced from 3 exons. NCBI's taxonomy places the organism in Eukaryota, Viridiplantae, Streptophyta, Magnoliopsida, Zingiberales, Zingiberaceae. Bases 1 to 603 code for a protein of 200 amino acids. The record is from RefSeq and is a predicted model, not a curated record.